Molecule: messenger RNA, 4222 nt
Organism: Colossoma macropomum (tambaqui)
Lineage: Eukaryota; Metazoa; Chordata; Actinopteri; Characiformes; Serrasalmidae
Gene: tmtc4
Product: transmembrane O-mannosyltransferase targeting cadherins 4
Exons: 18
Coding region: 564-2786 (740 amino acids)
Biological process (GO): endoplasmic reticulum unfolded protein response; protein O-linked glycosylation via mannose
Cellular component (GO): endoplasmic reticulum
Molecular function (GO): protein binding; mannosyltransferase activity
Source: RefSeq, a predicted model, not a curated record
GAGAGAGAGAGAGAGAGAGAGAGAGAGAAAAUGAAUAUGAAUAUGGAGGAGUAAUUUUAACCACGUAUUAGGCAUCUACUCUGUGCAUAACUGUAGAAGUAUAUUCCGCAUAUUUUUUAUUCCGAUUGGCUGAACUGGACGCGCUGUGUCGGAAAACCUCAGCAGCUCACCGAGCUUUAAUCUCUGGCUGGCAGACUGCUGUCUUUUGUAGCCUCGCUAGCUCUCCGUCUGUCUCUAGGACAGUAGCUGCUGCUGAUGUGCUUGUUUACUGAAGCGUAGUUCAAGUCUUUAAGAGCUUUUACACACACGUUUUCAGGCCUGUAUUGUAUGAAGCGUUAUAGGAAUGAUUUCUCGUGUGCUGUUUGUUCACUUGGACCGCUGCGGACCAACAAACUGUUAGCUGCUGUUGCUAGCUAGCCUGUCUGUCUGUCACCUGGCUGCUACGCUACUACACUACAGUGCAACUAUGUAGAUGAGCACUGUCACAUCUCUGAGAUGUAGAGUCUCUCCAGCAAGUGAAUGGAGUGAAUGGCGAGGCAGCAUGACCUGCAAACUCAAGCACCAUGGUACAAUCUGAACCUUACUGGGACCACCACGUCCCCUUGCCAAAGCUUGGAUCAGUUCAUUCACGCCUGUUUGUGGCCUUGGUCGCCCUCGUCUGUUUCAUAAACAGCUACGAUGGGGACUUUGUCUUUGAUGAUUCAGAAGCUAUUAUCAAUAACAAGGAUCUAAACCCAGCUACCCCUCUAAAUAACAUAUGGAAAAAUGACUUCUGGGGAAGCAACUUGAGCAGCAACUCCAGCCACAAAUCCUACAGGCCGCUGACUGUUCUCACCUUUAGGCUAAACUACCUCUUGGCUGGUGGAUUGCACCCAGUGGGCUUCCACGUGCUCAACAUUGGCCUCCACUGUGUUAUCUCUGCGUUAAUGAUUGAUGUCUUUGCAAUAUUAAUUGGUGGCCUGGCCUGUGACGAGAAAGCUACGAGACUCGCCCACGUUCCGAAGGCUUCCCUCCUAGCUGCGCUCUUCUUCGCUGUGCACCCAGUUCACACAGAAAGCGUGGCUGGAAUUGUGGGCAGGGCAGACCUCUUGUGUGCCCUCUUUUUCCAGUUGUCUUUCCUCUCAUACUGCAGAGCAUUUCAAUGUGGUGAUAAGAAUGACAAAUUCUCAGUGUCAUGGAUAGUGGUCAGCCUUCUGCUGUGUGCUGUAGCCAUGCUGUGUAAGGAGCAAGGCAUCACAGUUUUGGGAGUGAAUGCUGCAUUUGAUAUCCUCAUGAUCUGCAAUCUGAAUAUCUAUGAGUUGACACACAGGCUGCUAGUGGGGAGGAAGGCUGCAGGUGUUGGCGAAUGGGUCAGGAAAGGGCUUCUUGUACGGUUGGCUCUCCUGCUUUUUGGUGGUUCUUUGCUUUUGUAUGCAAGGUGGAGAAUCAUGGGUACAGGGCCGCCGGCCUUCACUGAGGUAGACAAUCCAGCCUCCUUUGCUGAAAAUGUUUUUCUUAGGAUUGUGAACUAUAAUUACUACUACUCCUUGAAUGCAUGGCUGCUGCUGUGUCCCUGGUGGCUGUGUUUUGAUUGGUCAAUGGGCUGUGUACCUCUUAUUAAAUCAGCCAGUGACUGGAGAAUUGUCUGGCUGCUGCUGCUGUGGGCCUGCUUGAUUGGCUUGAUAAGGCAAGCUCUGUGCUCCCCAGACAGCAGUAAAAGGAGGACUCUGACGUUUGGUCUUGUGCUGCUGGUCAUCCCCUUCCUUCCAGCCAGUAACCUGUUCUUUCGAGUGGGCUUUGUAAUAGCCGAGCGGGUGCUGUACCUCUCCACAGCAGGCUACUGCCUCAUCCUGGCCUAUGCUGUGGCCUACUGCUGCUGCUGCUGGAGGAGACACAAGAAGCUGCUGCAGGCGGCCAUGUUGGCCCUGUUGGGCAUGAACGUGGUGCGCUGUGCCCUGCGCAGUCAGCAGUGGAGGACUGAGCAGAGCCUGUUUACCAGCGCCUUGUCUGUCUGCCCGCUCAAUGCCAAGGUUCAUUACAAUGUUGGCAAAAACCUUGCUGACCGAGGCAACCAGAGUGCUGCAAUCAGGUACUACAGAGAGGCUGUGAGGUUGCAUCCAAAGUAUGUCCAUGCCAUGAAUAAUCUGGGCAACAUAUUAAAAGAGAGGAAUGAGCUGCAGGAGGCGGAGGAAUUACUCUCUACAGCUGUUCAUAUCCAGCCUGAUUUUGCUGCUGCUUGGAUGAAUCUGGGUAUUGUGCAGAACAGCCUGAAGAAGUUUGAAGACGCAGAGCAAAGCUACUGGAAUGCUAUUAAAUUCAGGAGGAAGUAUCCAGAUUGCUACUACAAUUUGGGCCGACUGUAUGCAGAUCUGAAUCGUCAUGUAGAUGCUCUGAAUGCUUGGAGGAAUGCCACCAUGCUGAAGCCUGAUCACAGCCUAGCGUGGAACAACAUGGUUAUACUGUUGGACAACACUGGCAACCUGGCUCAAGCAGAGUUAAUAGGAAAAGAGGCUUUGAAGAUAUUACCUAAAGACCACACAAUUAUGUUCUCCUUAGCCAAUGUGCUGGGAAAACAGCAGAAAUACAAGGAGUCGGAAGGUUUUUUUCUAAAUGCACUGAAGAUCAACCCCAAUGCUGCCAGUUGCCAUGGCAAUCUCGCUGUGCUGUACCAUCGCUGGGGGAAGCUGGACUUGGCUAAGAAGCAUUAUGAACUCUCUUUAAAACUGGACCCCAGCGCUCCAGGGACUAAUGAAAACUACAACAUGCUGAAACGCAAGCUUGAGCAGCGGCAAAAGACAGCUGGUUAACAUGGGUUGUGAUGGUCAUAUAUAUAUAUAUAUAUAUAUAUAUAUAUGAAGUGUGUGUGCGCGUGUUUGAAUUCCACCUUUGUAUAAUGUCCACACCAAGAAAAUAAUUAAAGAAAAUUUCCUAAUUUAUACUAUACAGUUUGUAUGGGCACAUUUUUUAAUAGAUGCAAAACAGUUAUUGUCUUAGGUGUUUUCAGCCCUGAGCUAUGGCUUUGUAACAGGCAACUUUUUCUGUUACAUGUGGCCUGUACUCUCAAGGCAUGUGGAACAUAUCUACCAUCUUGUCUUUCAUUCCAGUCUUUCAUCUUUGACCCCAUGUUAUGUCAGCUGGCCCUCUGUUUAUUAGUCUGUUUGAGUUUGUAAUUGUAAAGUAUGUUAUAAUUGGCCAUUCACCAAGAAUGUGCCACUCUGGUCAUAUUAACAAAUUGCAUUUUAAAAUGUCAGUUACUGUCAGUGAGACACGAAGGUAUGAGGUUACUGCUGGCUCGUUGGCUUUUGUUAGUGUGUUUGUUUACCCACAUUCCAGAGUAUCAAAGUAACAUGUUCGUGAGUAUGGAUCACGGUCCUUCGUUGCCUCCAAUUCCUCUGUAGUUAAUAUAAGAAAGGUGUUUUGCAAGUGCGCGUAGUGAUGUGCAGGAGCCCAAGGGUCACCCCAAGCAGGAAGCCAGCGGCCGUGGCCGAAAAGAAAACAGCACAGCACGCAACGAAAGCUUCAAAGGAGGUUGGACGCCAUCCCCAAGGGGCAUCUCUCACAUGCUGGCUCUUCUUGAAAGUUACUGCUGAGUGAGGGCUGACCCCAGGACACAACUUCAGUCAACAAGUCUGCUCCUCGGUUGAAAGUUCAGCACACUUCUAUUUUUUCACCUGCUUCCUACUGCUGCCAGAGAACAUUUGAAGAGCUGGUCUGCCGAAUACAGCACGUUGGAGGAGAGGCUGGUUUGUUUUUACAGUGUGAAGCACAGGUGUAAAAGGUAGGCCCAGAAUUGGGUAGAUGUCAAUGGUGGGGGAAGUAUUAGCUCAAUAAGUAAGAACAUGCAAUCAAUGAUGGGAACAUAGCCUCUGCAAAAACUAUAAAGGAAAAACAAGCUAAAACAAAGAAAGAUAGAAGUCUAAGGAAAAGCAUGUAAAGUGCAGGCAUCCAGUUAGCAUGCUCUGCUUCUGUGUUUCCACUCUUGUUUCCUAUACUUAGAUAUUUCCUUGUUCCCUUCAGGGACAUCAUACAGCUUCAUACAUUUAAACACUGAUGUUAAUAUUUUUUAAAAGACAUGUCUAUUCCCUUUUUCUGCACUGUAUUCUGUGCUAUAUUUUACUCAGGAUCUGUCCAGUGACAGCAGUGAACAUGAUGAAUACUUUAGCAGGAACUCCUUAGUUUUGUAGCUACAAGCACGACUAAGUACAGUCAUAUGUGAAAGUUUGAGCACCUCUGGUUAAAUUAC